GGACCCGGGAACCUGCCGGGUGUCUCGGACGCCCAGUCAGGGCUGAGAGCCGGGGCUCAUCGCAGCCUGCCUUCCCCCGACCCACUCAGGGACCGCCUCCCCCUCCGCCGCCCUGGGCGAGCACGGAGCCCUAAGCGACCAAAGAGCCUCCCGCAGCCCUGAGCCCGUGGCAAGUUUCGUAACUGGCCGCGAGCCGUCGGGCUCUCGCGAGAUUUAUUCCGCUUGCUCCCUGUCCCGACUUCACGUCAGAUGGCGGGACCCAGGAGACUCAAGAAGCGGAUCCAGGAAGUUGGUGAGCCGUCAGAAGAGAAGGCUGUAUUCAAGUAUCUUCGAUUCAACUGUCCAACAAAGUCCACCAAUAUGAUGGGUCAUGGCGUUGAACAUUUUAUUGUUUCAAAAGUAGUGGAUUGCCUCUUGGAGUCAAAGUGGGCAAAGACCAAGAAAGGAGAGGAAGUUUUAUUUACAACCAGGGAGUCUGUGGUUGACUACUGCAACAGGCUUUUAAAGAAACAGUGUUUUCAUCGGGCCCUGAAAGUAAUGAAAAUGAAGUAUGAUAAAGACAUAAAAAUAGAAAAAGAUAAAGGAAAAUCUGAAAGUGGGAAAGAAGAAGAUAAAAAGAGCAAGAAAGAAAAUAUAAAAGAAGAAAAGACAGAAAAGGAAAAAGAGAAAAAGAAAGAUGUUGAAAAGGAAGAGUCCAAAAAGGAGGAAACUUCAGGAACUCCAAAUAAGAAGGAAACUAAGAGAAAAUUGAAACUUGAGCCACAUGAUGAUCAAGUUUUUCUGGAUGGAGAUGAGAACCUUCACAUGACGAUGGAUGGAGAUAGAGACAGAGCCCCACAUUGAAGCACCGGACU
Arvicola amphibius (Eurasian water vole) is the source of this 854-nucleotide messenger RNA. RefSeq names its product translocation protein SEC62-like. NCBI's taxonomy places the organism in Eukaryota, Metazoa, Chordata, Mammalia, Rodentia, Cricetidae. The record is from RefSeq and is a predicted model, not a curated record. Gene Ontology annotation, cellular component: endoplasmic reticulum; endoplasmic reticulum membrane. Gene Ontology annotation, biological process: post-translational protein targeting to membrane, translocation.